This is a messenger RNA of Serendipita indica DSM 11827, 1662 nucleotides long. The record is from the annotation of a GenBank genome assembly. Lineage: Eukaryota; Fungi; Basidiomycota; Agaricomycetes; Sebacinales; Serendipitaceae.
AUGCCGACCCGCAUUCUCACUCCAGAAUACGUUAAUGGAAUAUUCAAGGGACUCAAAAUUUCCCCAGAACCCAAGGCAGAACCAGCUCAUGGACUGACGCCUCCAGCACUGAACAAGAGUAUCCAAUACAAGCGAUGCAUGCUCCAGCUUCGUUCAAAGGGCGAUCGCCCGCUGGAAAAAUACAUCUUCCUCAGCUCGCUCAAGCAGUAUGAUGAGGAAAUGUUCUACGCAAUCCUCAUGGCCAACAUGCCUGAAAUCUGCCCCUUGAUUUAUACACCAACGGUCGGAGACGCGUGCCUUAACUUCAGCCACAUCUAUCGCAAGCCCGAAGGUCUCUACGUCUCCAUCGAGGACAAGGGUAGCAUCAAAAACGUCUUGCGCGUGUGGCCCCAUAAAGAUAAGGCCAGAAUUACCGUGGUCACUGAUGGCUCGCGUAUCCUGGGCCUUGGAGAUUUGGGUGUGAACGGCAUGCCGAUUUCCAUCGGAAAGCUUUCCCUCUACAUUGCUGGUGCUGGAUUUAAGCCAGAGUCGACCCUUCCCAUCUGCCUCGAUCUUGGUACCAACAACGCGAAGAAUCUGGAUGAUCCUCUCUAUCUUGGACUGCGCCGAAAGCGCGUCGACGACAAGGAGAUGGACGAAUUUAUGGACGAAUUUAUGCAUGCUAUGGCCGAAGUCUUCCCGAACAUCCUCGUCCAGUUCGAAGAUUUUAGCACCGAUCACGCGUUCCACUAUCUCGAGCGAUACCAGAACACAGCCAAGGUUCCUGUCUUCAACGACGAUAUCCAAGGUACUGGUGCCGUGGUACUCUCUGGGUUCGUCAAUGCGGCCAAGCUCUCCUCUGAGGCAUCGGGUCGCGAUUUGACCGAUCAUCGUGUUCUCUUCUUGGGAGCGGGAAGUGCGGGUGUUGGUGUGGCGAAGCAAGUCAUGAGUUUCUUCACUCUCCAGGGGCUGUCGGAGGAGGAGGCCAAGUCGCGGAUCUGGUUCAUCGACUCUCAAGGUAUGAUCACAGCCGACAGACCUAAGCUCCAAGCACACAAGAUAUAUUUCGCUCGCAAGGACUACUCUGGGCCACCACUCAAAAACUUGUUGGACAUUAUCGAUUAUGUGAAACCCACCGCACUUGUCGGCUUAUCGACGAUGAGAGGAGCGUUCACCAAAGAGGCGGUCGAAAAAAUGGCUGAACUCAACCCGCGACCAAUCAUCUUCCCCCUAUCCAACCCUGUCUCGCUCUCUGAAUGCGAGUUCAAGGACGCCAUCGAAUGGACCGACGGAAAGGUCAUCUUUGCCUCUGGCUCGCCGUUCUUGCCCUACACAUACAAGGGUAAGGAAUACUAUCCUGGGCAGGGAAAUAACAUGUAUGUCUUCCCUGGAAUCGGCUUUGGGGGCGUCCUAUCGAAGUGUAAACACGUCACACCGAGCAUGGUGGAGAACGCCUCCCUAGCAUUGGCAGAGUCACUGACUCAAGAAGAACGGGACAUGGGCCUCAUCUACCCCAAAUUGACGCGUGUGCGCGAGGUUUCGAUGCAGAUUGCAGCUCGUGUCAUUCAUGUUGCUCAAGAGGAGCACGUCGACCGCAACGCACCCCUACGCCAUAUGGAUGACGAACAUCUCCUCGAAUUUGCACGCAAACGCUCAUGGUACCCCAGGGUUCCAAGUUCAUAA